Molecule: messenger RNA, 2530 nt
Organism: Pungitius pungitius (ninespine stickleback)
Lineage: Eukaryota; Metazoa; Chordata; Actinopteri; Perciformes; Gasterosteidae
Gene: tbr1b
Product: T-box brain transcription factor 1b
Exons: 6
Coding region: 318-2351 (677 amino acids)
Biological process (GO): positive regulation of DNA-templated transcription; commitment of neuronal cell to specific neuron type in forebrain; regulation of neuron projection development
Cellular component (GO): nucleus
Molecular function (GO): RNA polymerase II cis-regulatory region sequence-specific DNA binding; DNA-binding transcription factor activity, RNA polymerase II-specific
Source: RefSeq, a predicted model, not a curated record
AAGAGAAACUUGUCUGUGUCCACAUAUUUGAAUGAAGAAAAAAAAACAUCACUUCACAGGGCUCCUCGAUUCCUAAUUAAGAGCUGUCUAAUUAAAUUACUGCCUUGAGUUAACCAAUGGCGGCGCUUGUUUCAUUAGCAAAGCGGGGAGAGUGAUGGAGAGAAAAUCCUUCCUGAUUGCAGGCUGGUGUCAAUUGGCUAAUUUGCUGCCUUCGCAGCAAGUCAUAGCAGGGCGUUUUUUUUUUAGCAUUAGAUCUGGAAAGACGCGUGCAAAAGCUGGCGAUAUAGUUUGAACAAAUAGUGGCUUCCUUUUGAGCUAUGCAGGUCGAGAAUUGCAUCUCGCCAGCGAGUAAUCUCUCCAAGAAAUGUAUGAAUGUGGGCAGUGGCUUUUCGAGCGCCGACGGAUCAGAGCUUUCACUACGGGACCAUCCUAUUAUAUCUGCAAGUGACAACCUGGAGAGAAGUUCACCUCUGAAAAAAAACUCCAGGGAGAUGACGAAUCAGUCAGAGGCAGACAAUUUCCCUGACUCCAAGGACGCAUCGGGGGACGUCCAGAGGGGCAAACUCUCUCCUGGUCUACUCGGAGUCUCUGACAUCCGUCAUCAUUUCGAUGGAUCUGCAGGAGAAAGGUGCAUCUUUUCUCCAUCUACCCAGCCACAGCCAGUCUCAGCAGCUCCCAGUGCCAUGUUCCCUUACCCGACCCAGCAUGGACCAGCGCACCCGGCUUUUUCCAUCGGAAGUCCCAGCCGCUAUAUGGCCCAUCACCCGGUCAUUACUAACGGAGCGUACAACAGCCUUCUGACCAACUCCUCUCCGCAGGGCUACCCGGCAGCGGGCUACCCGUACGCGCAGCAGUAUGGACACACUUACCAAGGAGGGGCUUUUUACCAGUUCUCCACGGCACAAGCGGGACUGAUCCCGGGGAAGGCGCAGGUGUAUUUGUGCAACAGGGCCCUGUGGCUGAAGUUCCACAGGCACCAGACGGAGAUGAUCAUCACGAAGCAAGGACGACGAAUGUUCCCAUUUUUAAGCUUCAACAUUUCUGGCCUUGACCCAACUGCUCACUACAAUAUAUUUGUGGAUGUAAUACUUGCUGAUCCAAAUCACUGGCGAUUUCAAGGAGGGAAGUGGGUGCCAUGUGGAAAGGCAGACACAAAUGUGACAGGAAAUAGGGUUUACAUGCAUCCGGAUUCUCCAAAUACCGGAGCGCACUGGAUGCGUCAAGAAAUAUCCUUUGGAAAGCUAAAGCUCACAAACAACAAAGGUGCCUCCAACAACACAGGACAGAUGGUGGUUCUCCAGUCUCUCCACAAGUACCAGCCCAGGCUCCAUGUGGUGGAAGUAAACGAGGACGGGACAGAAGACACCAGCCAGCCAGGAAGAGUCCAGACUUUCACCUUCACAGAAACGCAAUUCAUCGCCGUCACAGCUUACCAGAAUACCGACAUUACGCAACUGAAAAUCGAUCACAAUCCGUUUGCUAAAGGAUUUCGGGACAACUACGACACUGUCUACACAGGCUGCGACAUCGACCGCCUAACUCCAUCACCGGGUGACUCUCCGCGUUCACAGAUCGUGCCGGGUGCGAGAUACGCCAUGCCUAGCUCUUUCCUGCAGGACCAAUUUGUCAGCACUUAUGCCAAAUCUCGCUUUCACCCUGGCGUGGGGACGGGCCCUGGCACGGAGCGCAGCGUCCCACUCGGCAACAGCUUGCUCUCCCCGCAGCAAACCGACGAGCCCACUGUUGCCACCCCCCCGCAGCGAUGGUUUGUCACCCCUGCCAACAACCGACUGGACUUUGCUGCCUCGGCAUACGACGCCGCCGAUUUUGCCGGCAACGCGGCCACCUUGCUGUCCUACGCAGCGGCCGGAGUGAAGGCUCUUCCCCUGCCGACUGCAGGCUGCUCCAACCGGGCCCUUGGCUAUUACGCAGACCCGUCGGGCUGGGGAGGACGCACGCCGCCGCAGUACUGCGGCGUCAACAGCAAAUCCAGCUCGGUGUUUUCCUGCUGGCCCGCGAACUCGAUCGGUGGCAGAGCAGGGACCAACUACCUGGCCGAGGAGGGGGACUCCAUCGCCACGGAGAGGUCGCCGAUCGUCGGCUCGGACGAGAGCAAGCCCAAGGACAUGGCAUCCGAGUCGAGCUGGAUAGAGACGCCGUCCUCCAUUAAGUCCAUUGAUUCAAGUGAUUCGGGAAUCUUUGAACAGGCGAAAAGGAGGAGAAUCUCACCUUCUGCCACGCCGGUUUCAGAGACAGUGUCCCCGUUAAAAUCUGAGCUGCUGGCACCGAGAGAGUGUGAGAAAAACUGCACAAAGGACAUUGGUUAUUACAGUUUCUACCCUCACAGUUAAAACAGUGUGUGCAUUUCUAUCUAUCUAUCUAUCUAUCUAUCUAUCUAUCUAUCUAUCUAUCUAUCUAUCUAUCUAUCUAUCUAUCUAUCUAUCUAUCUAUCUAUCUAUCUAUCUAUCUAUCUAUCUAUCUAUCUAUCUAUCUAUCUAUCUAUCUAUCUAUCUAUCUAUCUAUCUAUCUA